Messenger RNA from Drosophila kikkawai, 2917 nucleotides. Its product is annotated as WD repeat domain-containing protein 83. Gene Ontology annotation, cellular component: catalytic step 2 spliceosome. The record is from RefSeq and is a predicted model, not a curated record. NCBI's taxonomy places the organism in Eukaryota, Metazoa, Arthropoda, Insecta, Diptera, Drosophilidae. Gene Ontology annotation, molecular function: protein binding. Gene Ontology annotation, biological process: mRNA splicing, via spliceosome.
ACCAUUUAAUUGUUUACGUUUUAUAUUUAUUUUUAAUUAAAUAGCAUGCCGACUUUUGCCAAUUUUAAUGUAAAAACCACGAUUGACUGCAAGCAAGGAGCAGUUCGAGCUGUGCGCUACAAUGUUGACGGCACCUAUUGCUUGAGCUGUGGCUCUGACAAGAAGAUAAAACUGUGGAACCCGGGGUCGGGAUUACUUCUCAAAACCUACGGUGGACAUGCGGACGAGGUGACCGAUGCUGCGGGCAGCUGUGAGAGCAGCUACAUUGUCUCUGCCAGCCUGGAUAAGAGCAUUAUCUACUGGGACGUGUCCACAGGAACCCCUGUAAGACGCCUGCGUGGCCAUGCCGGCGGCGUUCGCUGCGUUUGCUUCAACGAGGACUCUUCGGUGGCCAUUUCCGGCGGCCGGGACAAUGCCGUCAUGUGCUGGGACAUCCGAACACGACGCCUAGAUCCCGUCCAGGUGAUGAAAGAGGCUCGCGAUUGCAUCACCACUGUGCUGACCAACGAGAACAAGAUCUAUGCUGCCUCCCUGGACGGCUGUGUGCGGACCUACGAUAUCCGUGUGGGUGAACUCACCUGCGACAAGGUGGGCGAACCCAUCACCUAUCUGGGUCAAACGCGCGACGAGCAGUGCCUGGUGGCUGGCUGCCAGGAUAGCGUGGUGCGACUGCUGGACUGUGAGACGGGAGGCUUGCUAUCCGAAUACAAGGGCCACCGGGGAGAUGACUAUCACAUCGAGUGCGGAAUACUGGCCAACGAUGCCCACAUUGUGUCCGGGUCCAGUGACGGCGAUGCUCUGAUCUGGGACCUGCUCGAGGGCAAAGUUCUCCAACGUAUUCGAAUCAGUGAUAAUGGCGGUGUUGUUCACUCGUUGGCCACUCAUCCCAAACGGCAGGAGCUGCUCUUUGCCAGGCGCCGGGAUAUGUAUGUCUUUUCAGCGGAUUUGCAAAUCGAAGUGGAGCAAUUGUAGUAUGAUUUAAUUUAUUAUUAAGCUAGUGAUAGAGAGAUACUAAUGAGAAUAAGAAUAUAAGUAUAGAAAUCAACUAGUAUACCAAAAUCAAGUCCCAGUUAUUGCAGGAAUUCUAAAAUUUCCAAGAACGAAAUUUAAUAUUUUGAAAAAUUUUGGAAAAUAUGAAUAUGACUCAUACCAACCAUUAGGUUUUUAGCUUUCAGAUGCCACUAAAAGGAACUAAGCUAAUGGCACUUUAGGGACUUUAAAUCAAUAUUUUCAUUUCAUUGACAUUGAAAAUGACUUCUUCACUUUCGAACGAGAAUCGACAAACUCAAAAAUUUCCUCCUCAAGUCAAUCACAUCUUAAUAUUUGUGGAUUAAAUAGGCGAAGAAAAUAACUAAAUUUAGGCAUACACCAUAGAACUACCUUGUUAAAAUUGUAUCUUAAAAAUAUAAGGCCCUUUUAAGAUAAUAUAUUAAAAACUCCACCCCCCAAAAAGAAUUAAAAAUCAACUUGUAAGUCAUUUUCUUGUUGAGGGAAAAAGGAAAAACCAUUUAUUUGACAUAAUGUUUUGUAAUUUUUUUGUUUUGUUUUGUUUGUAGUUUUUGUUUUCAUAUAAGAGCAUGAAUAUGAAUGUAUGUAGUAAUAUGUGGUUGUAUGUAUGGAUCUGGCUUCAAUUUCAAUUUUCGAUUUUCGUACAUAAUUUUCUUUGUUUAACUAUUAAACGGCCUGCAUAAUGUUGUUGUUGUUGUUUUCUUAAUCAUAAUUCGAAUGCAGGACACAUGAGCGUGCGGUAUCGUGUGAUUGUAUGCGUGCUGCUAGUCCUCUGCAGGCAACUACCGAUCUCUCUUCAUCAUUCUCAUAUCUCUCUCCUUGUGGGGAAAUAAUGCGGGACGCCAAGCCGCGGCAAUGCUGCGCGGAACGCAAAGAAAAUUCGAGCUCAGAUUCGAAUUUCGAAUAGGAUCGAGCUGAUUGCUGGUACACUUGGUGUUGCAGCUGGCAGCUACGAAACGCACAGCAUCGGCGCGGCUUGGCGAAGAAGAGAGUUGUCGGUUCUGCAGAGAACGCGCACACACAACCACGUAGCGCCCUCUCCCUCAGGCAUACGCAUUCUUAAAUGGGGAGAAGAAUUUGGGGGACUUGGGGAGAAGGAUCGAGGAUGGUCGUACAUACUUAUGUCACUAAAGCAUAUUAAAUAUGUAUGCAAAGUAUCCUUGUGUUUUAUUUUAUUGUAGUUUAGUAGUAAUAUUAUGUAAUGUUCCGUUACUUAUGUGUUUAUGUACUCUGCUUGUGUACUAUUUAUAUAUGUUUAUGUUUAUGGUAGGUAUGAAUAAUUUGUAUAUAAUUUAUAUUUAUAUAUAUAUAUAUGUAUUUUAUAAUAGUUUAUAUAAUAAACGAUUUCCACUUGUUUUUUUAUGUUUUUAGUUCUGUUUUUUUUUAGAUUGUUUUAAUUUUUUGCUUGUGGUUUUAUUUCGAAUUAUUUUUUACGUUUUUUUUUUAGGGUUUUUUCUCUCAUUCGCUUACAUAAUUAGACUUAAAAAAUUUUUACACAAAUAUAUCAACAAAAACUCAAUAAGUUGCAUUCAAAGUAUAUAAUAUAUAGUAUAAUAUGUAUUCAAAUUACAAAUAAAAAUAAUAAUUUAAAAAAAGUAAAAAUUAAUGCGAUGGUGUUUAUAGAGUUCAAAAAAAUGAAUAUAAACAGAAAAAUUCAUAAAUUUUAUGUCUAUUUUCUUUUCUUCUUCUUUCUUUGUACUCUCUGUUUUGUUGUUUUGUUUUCGUUCAAUUUAUCUUGUUUGUUUCGUUAUUUUCUGUUCGUUUUCUGUUCUAUUUUUUGUUUGUUGUCGUAAAUCAAUUGCUCUGUUUUUCUUGUAGUUGCUUUUUUUAUGUUUUCUGUAUUUUAAUUCUAGUUUUUUCUUAACCAAUAAAUGAACAAAUGUUACGACGUGUAUUUUUUCUUUGCGUU